UACCGUAAGUUAGGUUAUGUCUGAUUUAUGACAUUUAUUGUUUUAUGUAUUUGAAAAAGUAUCAUUACUAUGAAAAUAAAAAAAACUGCAAAUUCAAAAUUAACAUGAAAAAUUUUAUACGAUAAAUAAGUUAAUGAAAAUGUGAAGAAAAAAAAUCUAGACUAUUCAUUUUGUUUGAAAGAGUUGAUACUGUAGAUAUAUUCAAAUCGGAAUUUCAAUGAGGAGAUAUCAAGAAAAAUGAAUUUCUCUUAAAACAAUUUAAAUUAAAGGUCCCAAUAUUGACUAUUCUCCUGCCGCAAAAAUGUCGCAUUUUUCUAAUGAGAAUUUUUAUUCUCAUACUUUCACACCAAGAGAAUAUCAGGUUGAAUUAUUAGAAUCAGCAAAAAAAAGGAAUACUGUUGUUUGUUCAAGCACUGGUUCAGCAAAAACAUUUGUUAUUAUAAAACUACUUCAAGAAUUUUCAUGGAGAAUGAGAAAUUCACUGAAAAAAACUCUUUUUUUAUUGGAUGAUUGUAAUGUACCUAUUAUUGGAACACAAAUCAAAUUAAUCACUGAUUUGAAAGUCGUCACAUUAGUUGCAAAUAAUAUAGAUGAAGAAAAAUGGAAUAAUGCUUUGUGUGUCAAUGAAAUUGUUCUAGUGAAUGAAAAUAUUUGUCAAAAGUUAAUACAAUUCAAUUUAAUAGAUUUGAGUAAAUUUGAAUUGUUGAUCAUAGAUGAUUGUCUUUAUGGAGAUCGCCAAAGGUUGAUACAUGAAUUGAUGGAAUGUUAUAAGAUAACAGAGGAGAAGCCUAGGAUUUUGGGAUUUUCUGCUAGUUUGUUAGGUUUAGAUUUAAAACCAGAAUACCUUGAAAGUGAAUUAUUAAGAUUGGAAAAAUUGUUGAAUUCGAAAGUUGAUACAUCAAGUGAAAUUGUAACCCUCAUUAGGUUAUCAUGUCGACCUAAAGAAUAUGUUGUUGAAUGUGCUCUUAGUCCCACUGAUGAUUUAAAUAAUUCAAUUAGAAAAGAAGUAUUUGAUGCACUGAAUUUUCUCAAGGAACAUAGGUUUGAUCCGAGUGAAAUAUAUGAAGCAGAUUUACUAGAAGAGAUGAAACAAGCACCAAAUCCUGUAGAUGAACCAAUCAAUUUAUUGAAUAAGAUAUUAUCAAUUCUUGCUGAUAUGGGUGCUUGGUGUGCACAACAAGCAGCAUUAGGAAUGUUAGCUAAAAUAGAAAAGCUCAAAAUAAAAGUUCCUUAUGAAAGGCACUUUCUUUUAUUAUGUAUGGUUUCAACAGUUUUAGUGAAAAUUCAUGCAAUUUGUGAUGAUUAUAUGGAAAACUUAUCAGAUACCGAAAGAGUCCUGAAUUUCUCAACACCUAAAAUAUUGAGAUAUUUGGAGAUAUUGAAAAAAUUCAAGCCAAACAUUGAAAAAUCAAAUGUUCAAGAUAUUGUUCCAGAACAGGGUAAGGACAAUGAAGUUAACGUAAGAUUUAGAAGAGGUGGUCGAGUGCCAAGACGAUUAUUCAUUCAGAAGAAUCAAACGGAAGAUUCUAUCUGUUGCUUGACUUUUGUUGGUGAUUGUUAUAGAGCCAGAGCUUUAUUUAAUUUGUUGUGUGUUAUGUCUCAGAAUCAUGAUGAUUUUUUUUGGGUGUCGACACAAUAUGCUGCAGAAAAGACUGCAGAUCCAGCUAAAGAAUUGAAAGAAGCAGAAUUAGAACACAAGCAGCAUGAGGAAGUUCUGAGAAAGUAUCGUGCUCAUGAGGUUAAUAUAAUGAUAUCAACUUCUAUACUAGAACAAGGCUGUGAUUUACCAAAAUGUAAUUUAGUCAUAAGAUUUGAUUUGCCGCAAAUGUUUCACAGUUAUAUACAGAGUAAAGCUAGAGCAAGAGCAUCUUAUGCACAUUUCAUAUCUCUAGUAAAUGAAGACAACACCAUGGAAUAUAUCAAAAAAUUAUCUCAAUAUAAUGAAAUUGAAAAUAUUCUUCUUCAACGAUGUUGCAGUUUAGAACCAGAAAAAGAAGAGGAAUAUUAUGCAGACUGUUUUUCAGCUCUAUGUAAACCAUAUCAACCACUGAAUGAGGAAGGUGCACCAUUCGUAACACUUUCCAAUGCUGUGACCCUGAUUAAUAAGUAUUGUGCUAAGUUGCCCAGUGAUACAUUCACGAAAUUAACUCCCAUUUGGGAUGAGGAAAAAAUUCAAGAUGGUUAUAUUUGUCAUAUAAGACUACCAAUAAACUCUCCAGUUAAGAAAACAAUCAUCAGCCCACCAAUGUUUAACAGUUUAUUAGCUAGAAGAGCAGCAGCUUUCAUGGCAUGUCAGUUACUACAUAAAACCGGGGAGUUAGACAAUAAUCUUCAACCUAUAGGAAAAGAAAACUUUGUUGCAACUGAAGAUGAUUGGAACAUAUUUCCAUUAGAUGAAGCUGAUGAGCAGCUUGCCCGAGAAAAUUUGGAGCCUAGACCGGGAACCACAAAAAGAAGGCAAUAUUACUACAAAAAAGUUGCAGAUGCACUGUUGGGGUGCCAUCCAAUAGCAGGUCAACCCAGUUAUUUUUAUAAAAUUGUAAUGACAUUGACUUGCCCUUUGCCAGAGGAACAAAACACACGAGGUAGAAAGAUAUAUCCUCCUGAAGAUUUUCCACAAAGUUUUGGUAUCUUAACAUCUAAAAAAAUUCCAAAGAUAAGUUCUUUUCCCAUAUUUACAAGAUCUGGAGAAGUAAGUGUAGAUUUAGAAUUAUGUUCAAGUAACAUCAUUUUAUCAUUGGAACAAAUCUCACAACUGAGAGAAUUUCUGAACUAUACAUUCACUAGGGUGUUACGUCUUCAAAAAUAUCUCAUGCUUUUCAAUCCAGAUGCUUCAUUGAAUUCUUAUUUGGUUGUACCUACUACAUCUUAUUUACCAAAUAAAACUGUCAUCGAUUGGAAAUUCGUAGAAUUAAUAAAUGAAAAUCUAACUAUCCUUCCUGAAAUAGUACCAGAGGAGAACCGGAAAAAUUAUAAAUUUGAUCCUGAUAAAUAUGAAGAUGCUGUUGUCAUGCCCUGGUAUCGAAAUCAGGAUCAACCACAAUACUUUUAUGUGGCAGAAAUUUGUAAGAAUUUGAGUCCAAAAUCUUCAUUUCCUGGAUCUGAAUAUGCCACUUUCGAAGAAUAUUACCUGAAAAAAUAUGAUAUCCAAAUACAGAACUUUUCUCAACAUCUCUUGGAUGUAGAUCAUACUUCCGCAAGGCUUAAUUUCUUAACUCCAAGGUAUGUGAAUAGGAAAGGAGUUGCUUUGCCAACAAGUAGUGAAGAGACAAAAAGGGCCAAGAGAGAAAACUUAGAACAAAAGCAAAUAUUGGUUCCAGAAUUGUGUGCCAUACAUCCUUUCCCAGCAUCCUUGUGGCGUAAAGCGGUCUGUCUUCCAUGUAUAUUAUAUCGGAUAAAUGCAUUACUGUUAGCAGAUCAGAUUAGGAAAACAGUGGCAGUUGAAUUAUUAUUAGGAAAAGCCGAACUUGAAGAAAAUUUCAAAUGGCCAGCUCUCAGUUUUGGCUGGAGUCUCUGUGAUGUGAUAAAAAAAACAAAAGAAGAAGAAAUCAAUAUGGAAACUGAGCUGCCUAGUGAAAUCAUGGAAAGUAAAAUCUCAGAUAGAAUUGAAUCUAUGGAGUGUAACGAGUUUGAUCUCGAAAUAGCUCAAAUCACCGAUAGUGUUGAUUCCAACAGUGAUGAGGAAAAAUCAAGCUGGGCUAUAGGAACUUGGUCGAAUGAUAUGGCUGGAUUCGAUCAAGAGGGAACAGAAUUCGCCAUAAAAUAUAGUUCACCUACUAGUUGGAUGAUUUCAGAUGAUUAUGAUGACUAUUCUUGUUCUGAAUCAUUUUACUCAGACGAUGAUUCAAAUGAUGAUAUCGGAGGUUGUAGAAUAGAAUUUACUGGUAAUUAUCUAGCAGAAGCAGUGGAGUCAGAAGAAAUAAAAGAGGAAAUUGUCGCAAUAAAGCAAUACAACAGUGUUUGGUCUGAUAUUAAUUGUAAUAUAGGAAAUGUAGAGGAAUUACAACAAAAAUUUGAUGAAGCUUGUGAUCAAAAUAUGAAAAAAAUUUUAAAAUCAGGAAUGCUUCUGAGGAAGGAUCAAGUGUUUGUGAAAAGUGAUGAAAUACAAAACACACCAAAAAUCUAUGAAAACAUAUCUGUUUCAGAUUUUGAUUUCAAUCAGCUUGAUGUGACACCGUGCAAGCUUCUUUGUAGUCCUAAAAAAUUUCAAAAAACCGUUUAUAACUGUGAUAUAGAAAAUAAUACUUUUAAAUUUGAUGCGCAACCACCAUUAGAAAAUCAUCCUGGUCCUAGUCCUAACUUGUUAUUACAAGCUUUAACUAUGUCAAACGCUAAUGAUGGUAUUAAUUUGGAAAGACUUGAGACAAUAGGUGAUUCUUUUUUAAAAUAUGCCAUUACAAAUUAUUUGUAUUCUAAGUACGAAAACAUCCAUGAAGGAAAACUAAGUCAUUUACGUUCUAAACAAGUAAGUAAUUUAAAUUUAUAUCGCUUGGGAAAACGGAAAAAUCUAGGUGAGUUUAUGAUUGCCACCAAGUUUGAUCCUCAUGACAACUGGUUACCUCCAUGUUUUUAUGUCCCAAAAGAGCUUGAAGAAGCUUUGUUGGCAGCUCAGUAUCCUGCAAAUUGUUGGACAAUGGCUGAUAUGGAAGCUACAAGAGAUAUGACCUUGGAAGAUAUUUGUUCUAUGGUUAAGGAAAAAGGUGAAGAAAUGGCUUUUCCAAACUCCAUACCCUAUAAUCUUGUUACCCAGCACAGUAUUCCAGAUAAAAGCAUUGCUGAUUGCGUGGAAGCUUUAAUUGGUGCAUAUUUGAUAGAUUGUGGACCAAGAGGAGCACUUCUUUUUAUGUCAUGGUUGGGAAUAAAAGUUUUACCUGUUAUAAAUGAUAAAACUUAUGGUGAAUUUGAAUUACCUCAUUCUCCUCUUCUGAGGCAUGUACCAAAUUCAGAGAAGGAACUAGAAACUUUACUCAAUGGAUAUAAUGAGUUGGAAGACCAUAUUGGUUACAAAUUCAAAGAUCGUUCUUAUUUAUUACAAGCCUUAACACAUGCUUCUUAUUCACCCAAUAGAAUAACCGAUUGUUAUCAACGAUUGGAGUUUUUAGGAGAUGCAGUACUGGAUUACCUCAUAACAAGACAUCUUUAUGAAGAUUCUAGAAUGCACUCGCCAGGUGCUUUGACUGAUUUACGUUCUGCAUUGGUAAAUAAUACAAUAUUUGCAUCUUUAGCUGUAAGAAAUGGGUUUCACAAAUAUUUUCGUCACUUAUCACCAGGUUUGAAUGAAGUAAUAGAAAAAUUCAUCAGGCUUCAGGAAGAAUGUGGUCACAGUAUAGUGGAAGAAUUAUACCUUGUUAUAGAAACUGAUGCUGAAGAAGUUGAGGAUGUAGAAGUACCUAAAGCACUUGGAGAUAUUUUCGAAUCGGUUGCAGGAGCUAUUUUCUUAGAUUCAGAGAUGUCUCUGGAUGCAGUCUGGGCAGUUUAUUAUAAAAUGAUGAAGGUAGAAAUUGAACAGUUCAGUAAUAAAGUACCAAAAUCACCAAUAAGAGAACUUUUGGAACUGGAGCCUGAGACAGCCAAGUUUGGAAAGCCUGAAAAAUUGGCAGAUGGAAGGAGAGUAAGAGUUUCAGUAGAAGUUUUUGGUAAGGGUACAUUCAAAGGAAUUGGAAGAAAUUAUCGUAUUGCAAAAUGUACUGCAGCUAAAUGUGCUUUAAAGCAUCUGAAAAGACAAGGAUUAAUCAGACGAAAUGAGUAACUAAUGAGUGAAAAAAAAUUGACAACUGCCAUGAAGUGUGCAUAAUGUUUUAUUGUAAUUAAUAAAAAAUUGUUUGUUAUUGUAAUUGCUAGUAUGAUCUUUCAAAAAUAUUGUUUUUAUUCAUUCCGAUGAAAAUGAUGUGAUAUUUUAAAUUAUUUAUUCUUUUCAUUAAACAUUUUAACGACAAUCAGCCUUUUAAUUGUACUAAUAAAACACAAACAAGUAUAUUUAUCAAAAAUAAUGUUGAAAUAGAAAGGUUGUAAUAAAAUGGAAUAAAAUUCA
Harmonia axyridis is the source of this 6031-nucleotide messenger RNA. RefSeq names its product endoribonuclease Dcr-1. Bases 302 to 5749 code for a protein of 1815 amino acids. Gene Ontology annotation, biological process: pre-miRNA processing; apoptotic DNA fragmentation; siRNA processing. Gene Ontology annotation, molecular function: deoxyribonuclease I activity; ribonuclease III activity; RNA binding. The record is from RefSeq and is a predicted model, not a curated record. The transcript has a single exon. NCBI's taxonomy places the organism in Eukaryota, Metazoa, Arthropoda, Insecta, Coleoptera, Coccinellidae. Gene Ontology annotation, cellular component: RISC complex; cytoplasm; nucleus.